Molecule: messenger RNA, 6752 nt
Organism: Colias croceus (clouded yellow)
Lineage: Eukaryota; Metazoa; Arthropoda; Insecta; Lepidoptera; Pieridae
Exons: 10
Coding region: 348-1634 (428 amino acids)
Molecular function (GO): ubiquitin binding
Source: RefSeq, a predicted model, not a curated record
GCAGAAAAUCCAAAAUCCAAAUAGUUUUAUUCUGUCUGUGACUCUGAAGUUUACGUUGGUACUUGGUGUAAAUUCUAUUGAUCGGUAUCUUUAUGUUAUACCCUAUAUUUUUUAAUUUUGUAUAUCCGAAAAGUUCAAAGAAUGGAGGAAUUACGCACAAAACAUAAAGCUAUGCAAAAUGCUGCACAUCACAUUGCUUUGGACUGUAUACAUCCACAGUGUGGUUUGUUCAUCUAUGUCUGUACAUUUGGAUAUCACAGUCAGCACAUGGAUCUCCAUACCAUGUACACCCAUAUCCUUCUCCUGUCCGUCUACAACACGCGUUUCAAGCGCAACCUAGCCCUAAGAUGUUUCAUCCGAAAGGGCUUAAAGCACACCUUGAUCCCAGAGCGUAUGGGACACCUAACGAAAGCCCUAUUUUGGGCAGAGCACUAUGCCUUACACCAAGAGGCAGUCCGCUGCCAGGUCGAGUUUCCCACUUGAAUGAAAAAUUUCAGGACUCUCUAACACUAAACUCAGAUACUGACGCUUUAGUGGCCAAAAUAAGUGCCAUGUUUCCAACAGUCAGUGAAACCCACAUCAAGAUUUUGUUAAAAAAGUACUACAACCGUGAAGCAGUAGUGAUAAGUGCGUUACAAGUGGAGAAGCAUCCAAUAACAACGCCGGGACCGCUCACAGCUUCACCGUCAGCUGCUCGACUCCACAAAGGUGCGGUUGGGGUGUACUCCGCGUUACAACUUGCCAAAGGAGUGUCUGGAUCGCUUCAUGGCUCAUGUCAUACACCGUUCACAUUGACACCACAAGGUUCCCCACUAUUACUGCGUCCAGCGUCCGGGGCGUCUAGUUAUUACGGGACCAAUAAAUCUGUGGACGGCCAACAUGCCAGGCAUCAGUCACCCAAAAUGAAACUAAAAUAUCUCAAGAGUGUAUUUCCAAAGGCAGAAGAAACACUGAUUUUAGAUGUGCUAGCAAAUAAAGAUAAUAAUGUGCAAAUGGCAAGCGAAGAGCUUAUCACUAUGGGAUUUAACAAGAAGGAGACAAUAAUAGGUCCAAAGAAAAAAGAGAAAGAAACCCCUCAACCAGUGAAGAAAACUGUUCCAGUUAUCAAGACCAUAGAGGAGAAAAAUGAGUUGAAACUUAAAUUACAAAAGAAAUACAACAACAUUGCAGAAAGAGUGGUCGCAAUUGCUCUGGAGAGUGUAGAUUAUAAUGAAGAUAGAGCAGAACAAAUAUUAAAUGCUGUAGUUCAAGAGGAUCAGGCGCCCAAAGUCAAACCAGUUCCCUUAAAAGAUUCUAGACGACCAGAGACAAAAUACACCAAAGGGCCAAUCCUUAAGUCAAGUACGAAAAUUGAACCGAAAUAUAAAUCUGAAUAUUCGGUACCAAACAAUGGACCUAAUCCGACCCUUCGUCAAGGUCCAAAGGACAAUCUUUUACUGGAGGAUUACAUGACCUGGAAUGGACCGAACCCGCAACUGCGUGUCGGCCAAACAGUUAAAGCUGAAGGGCCGGACUCGCGUAAAAAGCUCAUAUCAGCAGCUCGGGGACCUUCCAGCGCCGCUAAAGGACCCAUGGGACUAGCUAAAGGCUCCAUAUACAAACAAACCAAGAAAUCUGCCAAAAUUGUGGUGUAAAUCAAAUCGCUUCGGGUUAACGUCCAACGUCUUUAUACAGGCUGUGGCGUAAUGAGUGGAUAACCUGGUAACUGGAGAUAGAAGACGUUGGGGCAUUACCUUUUGGAUCACGGCCCACGGGUGACCAUUAUUUUUUACAUCUCGUAUAAACUUAGAAACGAAAAUAAGGAAAACGUAAAACUUUAUUUCUCUUUUUGCUAAAAAAUAUAUACGCAUGCGCCCCUCCUAGUUUUGGUUUAUUAUUCGAUAGUGCAUCCAUCCAGGUACCUAUGCUAUGCCAAAAUAGUUUGAAAAAAUAUCCUUCAUUUGCAGUCAUACCAUCAGACAAUAAAACAAAAGUAGUAAGGGCGUUUGUGCACUACAAGGAAUUUUACGGUCCGGCAUUCCGAUUUUUUACGGUCCGGUGUGGCAUGAAAAAACCGAUGAAUUGGCUUUUACACCAUUGUGCACUACAAGGAAUUUUACUGUCCGGCAUUCCGAUUUAUUACGGUUCGUCUUUACUCGGAUCGGAGUGCGGUACAGUUGGGUUGGCUCUCUUUGAAACUACACGCCACGCACCAAUGAUAUUAUAUAUAGAAACAAGAGGUAGAUACGUCACCAACGCACCAAAACUGAUUCCGUGAAUUGGUCCUAUUUGGGACCAAUGCAAUCAGUCAAAAAACAGUCAGAUUUUGACCGGUUCCAGCGAGCGCACGUGCCGAUAGGUACAUUAAAGUUCUCGAAAAUGCCUUCCUGUGUGUUCAGAGAGUGCACGUAUUCGUGCAAAAAAAUAAAGAAAGAUAAAGGAAUAUCAUAUCACAGGAAAAUAUAUUAAAUUAUUACAGUAUAAGAGUAAAAAUAACAAUUUACAAUUCUUUAUGAAUGACACUUGCUUGACACUUGUAUUGAAAUAAUGAAAGGGAUAAAAUAUUGCUUCAAUCACUAGUGUGACAAAGCUAGCGUACACUGUGUUCAAAGAUUAUCAUGCAGAUACGAUUAUUGAAAAUAGAACGGUUAUUUUAUUAAUUUCGAUUUGGGUAAAUACUUGAUUAUUUUUUAUUUAUUUUAAAUCCACACAGUGCAUGUAAUUAACAAAUAUAUCUAUUUAUUAUAUACAAUGAAAUCGUGAUGGCAAAAAUGUUUGUUUGGGAAAAUGAUAUUGAAUAUACGUAUACAUUAAAGAAAAGAUUAUCGCUACUGACGAAAAAUUACUAUUUGCUUUUCUGUAAAUAGCUAUUGAACAUACAUUUUAUUUGUGUUUUAGAUAAAAAAAGGCUUAUACUUCAUCCUUUCUUUUAUUUCAUCCUUUUUUUUUCAUCUAGGCACCACUAUUAUUAUAUCCUACUAGUUGGAGUGAUGACCUUGUACGGGUUCCGAGAACUGCCUUGAAACGAAUAGCGUAAGAUCGGUCCUUAUGGAGUUCUAUAAGGAGGACUAUGCUCAGCAGUGGGUGUUUAUCGGGUGAAAUGAUGAUGACCGAAAACGAACACCACAGCUAGAAAUAAAUACUUAAUACAGUUAUAUCUCCAAAAAAGUUUUUUUCAUUUUAAAACAACUUCAUAAUAAUAAAUAAAUAGUAAAUGAAAUUUUAUAUAUAUACACGUUAUAUACUCACAAUAUACCCAAAAAAAUGUUCCACAUGCAGCGGCAAGCACACACAAAUACAAGUUGCAUUUUACAUAAUUUAUUACAUUGACAGACUGUAUAAGAGAGAUAGAUGGCUAUAAUAAAAUGAUAUAAACAAAAAAUACAAAGAUAGUUUGUCACUUCCGCGUAGGUGUAAGUGAACGUCAUAAGAAUUCACCAAUUAAAUAAAAAUAAAUAAAUAGUUGCCAUGGCAAUUGGCAUAGACUAACGACACAGAAGUUUCAAUGUUAUAGAUGGUACGUUUCCUGCACACGUAAACAAAUGUGACAAUUUUAUUUCAUAUUUAAUUAUUAUGAUGAAGUUGUAUUAAAAUGAUAAAAACUUUUUUGGGUAUAUAAAUGUAUUAAGUAUUUAUUACUAGCAGUGGUGUUCGUUUUCGGAUGUGGUUUUCGGUCAGGGAGUUGAUGUGAUAAUCAUCAUCUUCAUUUCACCCGAUAGACACCCACUGCUGAGCAUAGUCCUCCUUAUAGAACUCCAUAAGGACCGAUCUUACGCUAUACAUCUCAAUGCAGUUCCCGGAACGCGUACAAGGUCAUCACUCCACCUUGUAGGAUAUAUAAUAAUAGUGGUGCUUAGAUAAAAAAGGAUGAAAUAAAAGAAAGUACGAAGAGAUCAGCAGACUUUUUUUAUCGAAAGCACAAAUAAAAUUUAUGUUCAAUAGCUAUUUACAGAAAAGCAAAUAGCAUUUUCGCCUCCCCCGCCCCGCAGCAUAAACACGUUUUUCAUUGCUGUCAUCUCGGACCGGAUAAAAACCAUCCGGAAUAGGGAAAAGUAAAAUGUCGGACAGUAAAAUUACGUAUAGGUGCACAAGCUAGUAUUUAGAUUAAUGGCAGGCCAUACCGGACCGUAAAAAAUCGUCGGACAGUAAAAUUCCUUGUAGUGCACAAGCGCCCUAAGGGCUAGCUGGCUAAACUGCUAGCUGGCUAAAAUACUAGCUUGUGCACCUAUACGCAAUUUUACUGUCCGACAUUUUACUUUUCCCUAUUCCGGAUGGUUUUUUGUGUCUACGAGUCGCUGUAGGUAUAAAUUAUAAUUGUUUUCGAAUGCCCACUUGCUUGGAUUUUACUGCAUAUACCAAUUGAAAGCAAGCUCUUGUUUUACUUUCUUUUAGUUGGCAAUGAGAUUUGAGAAGUCGGUAUUGUUAUUUAUAUACAUUGACCAAGCAUUGACCUAUAAUUAUUAUCUAAGUAAAAGUUGGUAAGUUAAAGUUCAAGUGGAAAUAGCUUUAGCUCCUCGUCACCGAUUAAAAUAAAUAAAUGAAACACACAUUUUAAAUGUUUUACGGAACUUUCCUUUUUUUUAUAACGAAGUAAUAUAAUAUUUCACCUUCUAUAUUUUUUACUCGUUUCUUUUAAAAUGCAAAAACAAUCAUUUAUGAUAGCAUUAUACCGCCAAACUUUCUUGGACAUACCGCACUGAUCCGAGUAAAGACGGACAGGUGCACAAGCAAUUCAUCGGUUUUUUCAUGCCACACCGGACCGUAAAAAAUCGGAAUGCCGGACGGUAAAAUUCCUUGUAGUGCACAAGCGCCCUAAAGGUGUAAUUUUCGAAAAUAUCGAGUAUUUCGAAAAUCGAGGGACUUUUCAAAACACAAAAAUCAUUUUUAUAUACCGCCACAGCGUCAUCUAUCUAUAGUUGCCAUGUUAUCCAUUCAUUACACCACACCCUCCUUUUUUGCUAUAGUCAAAUAUCGAGAUUCCUUUUAAAACAUGUUAUAAUUUUUGGCAUUUAUUUCGAUGUAUGGCCAAAAGCUUUAUUCAAAUCUAAAAUAAUCUAGUCAUAUCGGAAAGUGUCUGUAUGUUGACGUUUGACUAAUGCAUUCCCCUCUCCAAUAUUGUUAAAAAUGUAGUGUAAAUUUUUGAAGUAAGCAUCUCAGAGGUAGUCGAUGUAUUUUUAUAUAUCUUUAUUUUUCUCAAGUGUUUUAUCGCACUAAAUAAUAUACCUAAGACUUAAAGUGCUUGUAGCUUGUCUCUGUACAAUGUACAUAUUGAUACUAUACUGUCAAUAUAAAAACUUUGAUCUCUUAUUUAUAUUCUUUUAUUAUCAUGUGCCAAAUUCUGGAAAGAAGUUACAUGUUGCCUAAAUUAUUGUUCGAGUAUGAGUAAUAGAAAUACUUCCAACAUACAUUUUUAUUAAUAGAUUUUAAUUGUGUUGAGGACUAAAUUUAGUUUCAUUAAAAUAUGUAAUAGCUAUGUUCGUUCAAGAUUUUGCUACAAUGUCUUCAACGAUAUUCAUGACGUCUUCAAGUGUAUAAACUAGUCAUAAAGCUCAGGAUAUUUGCUCAAUUAAAUAUUUGAUAUUAAAUUAUGUUUUAAGAAUAUUUUUUAUUUUCUCGCACACGUUGAAACUACGUUAAAUUAUAGAUAAUAAGUAUUGCUAGUAGAUUUAAAAUAUGUAAUAAAACGAAAUUAAGUAGGUAUUCUGCAUAUCAAUUCUAUUAAAAAAGCGUAUUAAACUGUAACUUGUAACUGUGUAACUUUGAUGUAGGAAAUUUUCAUUUGGUUCAACGUAAUCCCCUUAGGGCACCUCUGCACUAUGCGGCUAGCCGGGUUGCGGAUAGCCGCGAACCCUAACAGGAAAGUGCUGUUAAGGCGUAAUGAUAUAUGCGGUUGGAUAGACUUAUUUGAUAUUUCCAAUUCCAAUAUGAAACUAUUUUAUAUUUUAUCCGCGUAUUUUCUGGAUUUUAGUAUUCCAGAUUGCUGGCCUAUUUUGAAUCUCAAUUAUAAAUUUUACUGAACAGCAAUCCAUAGUUAUCAGCAUAAUACGCGAACUUCGACUACGUUUGUCUUUAAAACCGCACAUUUCGGUUUGGGUUACCCGCCACGCGGCUAGCCGCAAGCGCAACCGCAUCCAGACGAUUGACUGCAUUGCUACUAACCGCAUAGUGAAAAGGUGCCCUUAGAAGUACUUAACAUAAUACAGCUAUCUUAUAACUAAAGCUUUUACUGAAUAAGGCUAAGCGCGCACCACGAUUUUAAUUUUUGCGACACGAUUUCAAAAUCGCGCUGUAGAAAAUCGCAGAGAGUACGGUGCGCGCACAGCGAUAAUUUAAUAGUGAUACUUACUCACUUUCAUCAUGGAUUUCGUACAAGUUGCUUGUCUUUAUUUACUACUUAGGAGGAUAAGAAGAAAAAGAAAAGAAAAUUCGUCUAUAUUGGACUCAUUCUUUUACAGCAGAUAUAAUUGUCAAAGGUUUCUUUUAUCCAUACUAUAAUAUUAUAAAUGCGAAAGUAACUCUGUCUUUCUGUAAAUUUGGUAUAGAGAUAUUUUGAUACCUGAGAAAAGACAUAGGAUCGGUUUUAUCCUGGAAAUCCCACGGGAACGGAAAGGAUGUAUCCCAAAAAAUUCUUUGGCUAUUAUAGAGUGAAAAUUCCGCCAAAAGGCCGCCCUUUGUGCUUUUUUAUUUUUUUUUAUUAUUGUAACCUUUAUGUAUAUUUUGUUUCUUGUACAAUAAAGUGUGAAAUAAAUAAAUAAAUUCAAACCUUUGACUGA